This is a messenger RNA of Cydia pomonella (codling moth), 10539 nucleotides long. RefSeq names its product transcriptional repressor CTCF-like. NCBI's taxonomy places the organism in Eukaryota, Metazoa, Arthropoda, Insecta, Lepidoptera, Tortricidae. Gene Ontology annotation, biological process: regulation of transcription by RNA polymerase II. The transcript has 12 exons. The coding region runs from base 4 to 1764 and encodes 586 amino acids. Gene Ontology annotation, molecular function: RNA polymerase II cis-regulatory region sequence-specific DNA binding; DNA-binding transcription factor activity. The record is from RefSeq and is a predicted model, not a curated record.
GCUAUGUGCUGGUGGUCCAGGAGGAGACCAAGCCUGUUCUCAAUGUGGACAUCAAGGUUGAUCAGGUAUGUUAAUAACCUGAUGGAGGAGGGGUACCAGACGGUGACGCUGGCGCCUUCGGAGACAGGGUCCAGGGAGGUCAGCUAUGUGCUGGUGGUCCAGGAGGAGACCAAGCCUGUUCUCAAUGUGGACAUCAAGGUUGAUCAGGAAGAGGAAGAGGACAAAGGCAACGAAGACGUGUACAACUUCGAGGAGGAGGGCGCGGAGGAGGCCUCCGAGGAGGAAGAGGAGGGCGCUAAGAUAAAGAAGACGCCCAAGCGGCGCAGCAUUCGCUCCAAGUUCACGUGCACCUUCUGCAACUACACCAGCCACCGCCGCUACCUCCUUCUCCGACACAUGAAGACCCACUCAGAAGACCGGCCGUACAAGUGCAAGGUGUGCGAGCGGGGCUUCAAGACCAUGGCCUCUCUGCAGAACCACGUCAACAUGCACAACGGGGUCAAACCACACGUCUGCAAGUACUGCAACAGUCCCUUCACCACCUCAGGCGAGCUGGUACGCCACGUCCGCUACCGGCACACGCACGAGAAGCCGCACAAGUGUACCGAGUGUGACUACGCGUCGGUCGAGUUGUCCAAGCUGAGGCGACACGUGCGGUGUCACACUGGCGAGCGACCCUACCAGUGCCCGGACUGCACAUACGCCUCACCAGACACGUUCAAGUUGAAGCGACAUCUGCGCACACAUACUGGUGAAAAGCCCUACAAGUGCGACAGCUGCAACAUGUGCUUCACGCAGUCCAACUCGCUCAAGGCCCACAAGCUCAUACACAACGUGGCAGAGAAACCCGUGUACCGAUGCGAGCUCUGCCCAGCCAAGUGCGGACGUAAAACUGACCUCCGGAUCCACAUACAGAAGCUGCACACCUCGGACAAGCCCCUCAAGUGCAAGCGGUGCGGGAAAACGUUCCCCGACCGCUACUCCUGCAAGCUACACAAUAAGACUCACGAAGGGGAGAAGUGUUUCAAGUGCGACCUGUGCCCGUACGCGUCGACCAUGCUGCGCCACCUCAAGUCGCACAUGCUCAAGCACACCGACGAGAAGCCCUUCGUGUGCACCGAGUGCGACCAGAGCUUCCGUCAGAAGCAAUUGCUGCGGCGGCACCAGAAUCUGUACCACAACCCGGACUAUGUGCCCAAGCCGCCCAAGGAGAAGACUCACGCCUGCCACGAGUGUAAACGCACUUUUGCGCACAAGGGCAACCUGAUCCGACACUUGGCAAUCCACGACCCGGACUCGGGGCACACCGAGCGCGCCCUCGCGCUCAAGAUCGGCCGCCAGCGCAAGAUCAAGUACAUGCAGCCGCGCGCGCAGGAGGAACCAAACGACUCGGACGACAACAACAUGGUGAAGCUCGGUCUGACGUCGAACGAGCUGCGCCGAGGCGAGCUGGUGACCGUGGCCGACGGCGACGGGCAGCAGUACGUGGUGCUGGAGGUCAUCCAGCUGGAGGACGGCACCGAGCAGCAUGUGGCCGUCGUGGCGCCCGAGUACAUCGAGUGCGAGGAGCCAGAAGAAGAGGAGGAUGACCAAGAACAGGAGUCGGUAGCCAGCGGCGCCGAGGAGGUCCGGCACAAGGAGAUGGAGACCGUCAUGGAGAAGAGCAUCAAGCUUGAGAAGGACGUCACCACCUGCUUCGGUUUCGAUGAAGACGACGAAGGUGACAACAACGAAGACUACGAGAUGCUCGAAGCCCGAGGCUAAUCCUGAAUACGAGUGACGUGAGAACCUUACUCAGUGACGGCAGAGACGUCUGCAACCGCACUAACUAUUACAGUGAAUAAGGACCGUACAUGAACUGUAGGAGGCAGCACAGGAGCUGUCAAAUUUUUGGUGCGAAGCGUAAAUGUGAUGUUUAUUGUUCCGAUGUAGCCCACAAGAUGGCAGAACCUACUAUGCACAAGAAAACACGUGACGUGUAAAUGUACAUGUUUAUGGUUCCGAUUCAGGCCACAAGAUGGCAGACCUCCACACACACGCUAAUAAGUUAAUUACAUACAUAGUAUCAAAAGAAUUUGAAAUAGAGGUAGAUUGUCAAAGAAAACUUUGCGGCCACAGUAAAUUCACUGCCAUCUUUCGACAUGUGAUUGUAACUAUUGCAACGCCAUUUGACUUUGAUCAUUAUUCUUUCACUGUUUGUUGAAUAUCAAAAAGUGGCGCCAUCUACCGGGCGGCUUGGAUCCGUUAGAUGGCGCCACUUUGAUAUUUAAAACUUUUUAAAUACCACGUCGGUGGCAAACAAGCAUACGGCCCGCCUGAUGGUAAGCAGUCACUGUAGCCUAUGGACGCCUGCAACACCAGAGGUGUUACAUGCGCGUUGCCGACCCUUUAAAAACCUGUACACUCCUUUUUUGAAGAACCCCAUACUGUAGACCCUCGGGAAAACCUCGGCAGGGAGCUCAUUCCACAGCCGGAGCGUAUCAGUGAAAGAAUAAGGAUCAAAGUCAAAAGGCGUCCUAAAUGUUUUAACCUUUUAACCACCAAAGACGUCAUAUGACGCGCGCGGCUACAACCCAAUAUCAACCUUCAUGCGUACCGACAAGGUUCACGAUUACGCGCCGCGUGCGAUAGGCGUGGCGUUCAAAAGGUUAAUCAUGUGUCGUAAGAUUGCUGUAAAUUUACUGUGGCUACAAAGUUUUCUUUGACAAUCCACUUCUAUUUCAAAUUCUGCAGAGGAGUUAAGACGCUACUUUGUUGUUAAGUGUGUGAAGAUUUUUUUGGACACAUGGCCCACAUACUGUGAUUGCGCUGCGGGGUGAUUUUGAAUAAGAAAUAAGUGCUUCAUACAUUUAGUUUAAUACGAUGUCAUUUUUUACCAUGACACUUGGCUGACGUUCACUUCAUUUCGCUUUUAGGGAAAAUGGUUCCGUACAAUUUUAAUAGACUAUGGAUAUACUUAAAAAAAGCCAUCAAAAAGUCGCCAUCAGAUAUAUCGGACCGGCCAAAGUGUUCACGAAUAUCUGAACACACUCAAAAGUGUUUAAGCUUCAGUUGUCAUUGUCCUUCCGAAAAUUGAAACUGAAUAUUGUCUUUAAUUUUUUCGAUAUAAAGUCGAUUUUUGGAAUAUUAAAUUCCACACAGACACUUGAGCCAUCGUUUCGGCAUAUUUCAAAUAUUUGAACACCCGGAUGAUAGACUCUUCUCAUUACGCACAAUAAGCCAAAGUCCAAAAUUAGUCUAAGAGGGUGAAUAAACUUUUUUUGGUUUGUUAUCCUGUCCCGUUGUCCAAGGGACAACAGUGGCACAGUUUGUUUGAAGAGACGUUGUAUGCCGUUCUAUUAACAUGCUUAGUAGGGGGCCCAUUAUGGACAUUGGUUAUAACGACCACAAAAACUCAAGUUUGAUACAUUUAAGUACCAUAAAAUCAGUAUUUCAAUGAACUUUUGUCCCCUGGACAACUAAUCGUAACCAUGGCAACGAGUGACGCUAAAAAGUUGAUUCUCCCAAGAACGAAACGGAGCCUGGUAAAGGGUUAAAGAGGCCCGAAGUUGACAGCAUCUCAGUAAUAGAGGCUAAUACAAUAUAAAAUUCAAGAAAAACAAGUUAGCAAAAAAGCUCUUUAAAACACAGUCUCGGUAAAAGAGGUAAAAACACUGUCUCAGUUAUAGAGGUUUUGACGAAAAAAUCGACAGGACUCAUCUCAGAUACAGAGACUCUUUUGUACCACUAACAGAGGUAAUUGGGUACUUGACACAUGUUGAAUAUUAUAACAAAAUUUAGUUAAAUGCAUAGAAAAUGAGCCAUCCAUUAUAAAAAAGUGGAAUUAAAAAAAAUAUAUUGAGAUUAUAAAAAUAUACAAGGCUCUGAAGUCUCAAAAAAAAAUUUUUUUUUUGUCUUUCAAAAAUAGAAAAGAAAAUGGUACCAUUCGAUUCCUUACAUUUUAUUGAAAAAUAAAUUUUAUGACAACUAUGCACAUAAACGCAAUAUUUCAGGGUCAAAAUGGCAAUUUCCUUGAUCUUCCAUACAUUUAGGACAGACUUAUAUGAUGUGACGUCACAUCACCUUAUCAUUUUGUUAGAGGCGUUUCAAUCGUCGAGUGCGAGCGUCAGACUUUAACUCUCAUUUCUGACCUUUGUGUUGCUUAAAUGCCAUGAGUCCUAUAUAGACAUUUGAUCCUCAGGAGAAUCAAGAUCGUUUGACAUUAUUUACAAAAAACAGUCAAGUAGCCAAUUCAGUGGUAAAGUCUCGGGACAGCAGCAUGCGUUCCAGUUAUAGAGUUUUCUCACUUACCCAGGUCCCACUUAACAUAGUUCCACUGUAUAAUAUAUGCUGUCAAUACAUUUGCAUCUUAUAACUGUCAUAUAUGGCUUCGACCCCACCCAAAUAUUUUAAAUCGAAAAUUAUUCGAUAUCCGACGUCGGUCCGCCGACGCGUACUCCCGAUGACGCUACUCGGUACGGAGUAAAACAUAAUGGCGAGCAAUUUUCGACUAUAGUAUCGUGUUCAGAUAUUUUUGAGCACCUUCCCCGCCCAGAUAUAUAAUGGCGAGCGUACGUUUAGAAAAGUUUGAAAGCCGUUACCCCGUGGACAUUUGAAUCUAUUAAUUCGAAAAGAACCAAUGUCCAUAUGAAUUUAAUACUAAAUGGUGCUUUUCGUAUUAAUCGAUUAAACUUAAUUGUAUUUAAUUGUGUACAUUAUUUUGUAUUUUUAAUAAUUAGAUAACACGAAGUUCCCAUUUGAUUAAUUUUAGCUAUUUAUGUAUAAGUGCGAGUUGUCUAUUCUUUGUUAUUAUGAGUGUGAUAUAGCAGAGUUUUAAAUAUUGACCUUAAUGUAUUCUAUAUGAAAUCAAUAUUUUUAAUUAUUCGUGCGAUGAAUAGAGAUAAGUUUAAUAUAGAAUAAUGGUUUUUAUUUUAGACCUAUGCGUACUAAGUAUCGAAAUCAUUAACAUGAUUUUGACUACGCUUGCCGCAACACAGUAGCGAGUCGAGUCAUAACUCCAUUUCUUUCACUCUUGGUUGGUUUUAACAAGGGUAAAGGAGAUAGCAUUAUGAUCUUAGUCGCCAGUUAUGCGGCAAGCAUAAACCCAAAGUAUAUGUAACAUACAGAUGAACGAUCUCAACUUAUUCGAGCAAGCAGGGCUCGAAAACCGGUUAAAUUUCUAGACCGUUACCAUCUACUUGGCGCAAAAUCUUUUGAUUUCGGUUCCGCUCGAAAAACCGUUAUUUUUAAACCGGUUGAGAGAACAGUUCGUGUCAAAUUAACCGGUUUAGUACAAUAAAAACCGGUUUCUACCUAUGUUGGUGUUUGUUUACGUGGUACACCACAAAGCUGGCCGUAUCGUCGCUCGUCGAAUAAACCGUUUUUUUAGGUUACAAUAAGGUUCUCUAAACUUUCGCGUUCUUAUAAAAGUUCGGAGGAAAACCGAAAUAAACCGGUAUUCACCGGUAUUUUAUAAACCGGUGCCUAGCCUUGCUGGCAACCGAUAUUGAAUAACCCGUUAACGUGCAGUAAGUACAGAAAACGGAUUUUAAAACGUAGAACUUUCAUUGAUCCCAAUACGACUGCCAUAAAUUUAAUUAGCAAUGUUGAGGCCUUUCAAGCUGCAGAGUUAGCUUGGUCUGACUAUAUCUCAAUGAAACAGUUCUUUAACCGGAAAACGGAAACGAAGUCGAUUUUGUUCUCAGAUGAAUGAACGAAAACGGUUUAAAAAAUAAAACGGUUUCCGAGACCCGCAAGCAAGAAUGGAAAAUGGAAUAGUUAGGCCGCUUAUUCGGUGUUAUUUAAAAGUCCGUUAUUUUUAAGAGUGCAUUCCUGAGCUUAAUUUAAGUAACUUUUUUAAAGAAACCGGUAUUCAUUUUUUUACGUUUUUAUUUUUUUAUUUUAUAUGUUUUGAAGUUCGCAGUGCCUUGGUAUUAAUACUGCAAUGCUGCGUAACAAAUUUGAAUAAUAAUAUAAAAAUCUAUUUUACUCCGUUUUGGACAUCAAUGAUUUAUUUUUAUCUGAGAAGGCCCAGGAGCGUGUACACUUGCCUUAGGGCCUGGUUACAUAUUGAUUAGUGUAGUAUACAUUUGCUAAUAAAUGCAAGUAGUAUCUCGUACGGUCACGUCUGAAAAUAUCGAUACGGACAAAGUGCCAAAAAGAUGUAUACACUACCCUAAUAUAUGGGUCAUAAGAUGGUGUAUACAUAUUUUAGGCACUUCGAUCGUGUCGAUGUUUUCAGACGUGAAUGUACGAUCGAUAUUCGAAAUGUCAUAGUUUUUGAUCGUUUGGAGGAUUUCAAUAUAAUAUCUGUGUUAAAACGCUAUUAAUUACUUUUUAUGAACAAUAAAUUAAAAAAAUUGAAUAUUAAUUAUGCCAUUUCUUUUCCUUUAUUUAGCCAUACCCCGGAGUUGACGGAGUUAAAAAAAAAACACCGCGUGUACGUCCGUUUUUACCGAGAAAAUUUUCUUUUUAGACAGAGAAAUAAGUAAUCUUAGAGUGUUCACUUCAUAUACAGAUAAAAACGUUGUGCAAAAAUAAGUUUUAUAGCUUUUUUUUUUAUUUAUGGCAUAGAGAAAUAAGCAAACAUAGAGUGCUCUCUCCAUACAUCAGUUACCAAACCGUUUAUUUUCGUAGUCGACAUCUAGCGUCGAGUAGCGGAUUUAUCAGUACAACACGAAAAAUAUAAAUUAUGACGUUUACUUAACACUUGCACAGGCCGGUCUAUCAAAAUCGUUGCCAACUUAGACAAUAAAGGCGUGUUCAGAUAUUUGUGAGCGUCUUGGCUGCUCCGAUAUAUCUAAUAGCGACUGGUACAUAGGCUUUUUCGCACGGGUACAAGUCGACAAGGGUUCUCUGCGUUCAAUGAGUAGAAUUUUAUGAUAUUGCUAGAAAAGGACCAUGUUAUACUUUUAAAAUGUUAAGGUCUUCAUUUUGUAUAACCUUAAAUGAUAUCUGUCUGUGUAUAUCUUAUUUAUUAUUAUUGGGGUUUGUGGGCCUUUGAGUGCCACGUCGACCAGGCAGUGAUCUAUUGUGACAGCCCUUUAAAGUUAAUUACUGAUGCCCGUUGAAACCAGGAAAUUCCAGAUUCUUUAGGCCGUAAUGUUCUGUACCUCAUAGGGUUGCAACGUGCCGCCCUAAGUGGGUACUUCUUUUUGACAUUAGUGGUCCACAGGAACAGAGAAUGUGCAUUGCAGUCUCCUCUGACUCCUGGCAGAACCUGCAUGUCGCAUCUUGUUUCUUCCCAAUUUGAAACAUGUGUUCGUUCAACACAGUGUCCAGUUAAUACAAGGUGCCCGUGAGCAUUGCGAGACAUUUUAACUAAGCAUUCCUGGUAAUAUUUAGAAACUAAAAUGUCAUAUAAAAUUUUCUGGGUUAGGCCUAGUUUCAGAGAUAAUUAAAUGUUUUUUUGAAAUCAUUCUUUCGCCAUGAGUCGGCACUAAACACAUUUUUGACUGCGGUAUUGCCACUUUGAGGUCUAGUCUGGACAUACCUAUUGAUUGACAUCGAAAUAUUAAAAAAAUGUAUUUGAGAGGCUACCCCCAAAUAAAAAAAAAACUUUUUAGUUAAUUUUAGGUUAUGUGUUUAUCAAUAAAAAUUACGUUUUAUGUAUGUGUUCAAAAAAAGAGGUCGAAAAAUUUAUUUUGUCGAAUUUCACAAAAAGUCAUAACAUUUUUUGCUUCUGUUGCCAUCAGGAAUGCACCGUUAAAAUCUCUCGCAAUGCUCACGGGCACCUUGUAUUCUGGUCACCGCGCAGGUCUUGUCUUUAGAGCUCUAAAAGCUUCUUAGCAAAUUUUGUUGAACCCUUUGAUUGUAUAUAUUGUGUAUAUCUUACGUCUGUUAGCUAUAUAAAUGUAAAUAAUUGUAAAUACAACAGUUAAACUUACAAGAUGUUACAGUUUGUUAUGUAUUUGACUUGAAAUUACGUACAGAGUCAUAUUAUGUAGGAGAUAGGAUUAAGAGCAUCCACUGUGGCCGCUUCCACAUAUAAAGGGAGACCCCAUUUUCCUCUCUGGAGAAUAUUUUAACAUAUUUUGAUGUAUAUUAACCAAAGAGAAUUUAUUGUAAUAGAGAGGUCAAGUCUAAGUAAAAACAGUGCCCCUUAAUUUGACAUCCAAAACAGAUGGCGCUGUACGGCGUAUGUUUUACGGUCACUGUAUUGUCAAACGUCAACUUUUGACAAUCGAGAGUUACCGCAAAAUUAUGGAGUGUGGAAUUAAGAGGAGUGGCAUCUCUUAUGGUAGAACUGUUGCAAAAGUGUCCAGCUGUCAGCUAUAAUAGUUCCAAAUCUCUCCAGAGUAGCGCUAGAGUAGCUAAGAACCUGGGCGCUAUUGACGGAGUGAAUUACGCUGUCUAUGAUUUGAUUUUUUUAUUCAAGUAUUCUAGGUAUUGUAGCGCCACCUAUUUAAGGUUUUCUGAUGAGACUAUUUGGUACAUGGAGAUUUAUUUCCUUACCUCCACCUUCCGUACGCAAAAUGUAUGGGGGUGAACAGCGCCAUCUCGUUUUCCUGUCAAAUUCGAAGCACGAAAUUGUCUUAGAUUUUACAGAUCUAUCAAUGCUAUGCCCCUAUGUUUGACUUCUUUCUUUUUUGUUCGUGUAAAAAAACAGAUUUACAACUUUUUAAAUGCUCCUAAGUCAAAAAUAAAGAUUGAAACAAGAAACGGUUACAUCUGUGGUCGAUAUACAACAGACUGUGUCAAAAUAAACUUGGAAUAAAUGUAAAGUGGAAAAAUUACUGCCUUUGUGUGUUGACCAGUGAUCGGAACUAUGGGAGUAAAACAUUAACAAAACUUGUUAAGCGGACAUAAAAUAGUGCAUACAGCCCUAAAAAUAUUCAUGUCCAUAGGGAUAGGAAUAGUAUAGUACUUCCAGCCAUAAAAUAUUUACAUUCAUAGACAUUCGAAUAUUUUUAAGGCUAUAAGCACUCUUUUUACGUCCGCUUGAUAAGUUUUGUUAAAGUUUUACUCCCAUAGUUCCGAUCACUGGUGUUGACGAACAGUGCAGUGAAGUAAUGUGCAGCUAAUGAAACCUCACCCGGAUAUGUUUAGGGGCAUGGCACACAGCGUUCGAUUCGAUCCGCUCCGAAGUUUGAGCGAGACAAAGCUAUGCGCGUAUUAUAGCGACAUCCCGCUCGCACGUCGGAGCGACGACGUGCGAAUCGGACGCAAUGUGCCGUGCCCCGUUUGUUACUACAAUUGUCAGCGUUGUGAAACAGGGGCCAGACAGGGCUAAUAUUGUAAAGACGUUCGUGAUAAUUCCUAAAUGAUGUGCAUUGUACAAGGUGCUCAUAACUAUCUGAACAUGCACUUAGUCAGACCAAGAUAAGUUAGCAGCGAUUUUGAUAGCAUUUCAUAAAAGUUUGACGUUUAAAAUAACACUUGCACCGUCUGGGCUAUCAAAAUCGCUGCUAACUUAUCUUGGUUUGACUCUAACGUCUUAAUGUUAUUAGGUUUAGUUCAGAUAUUUGUGAACAUUUUGGCCGCUUCGAUAGCGACACGAAUUUGAUGGCCAGAGUCCUUUUUAUUUUACUUUAAUAGGUACACUAAAUAGAUAUCGUACAAUCAAGGCUCUGAACUGGUUUAUAAAAAACCGGUUUAUUUCGGUUUUCCUCCGAACUUUUAUAAGAACGCGAACGUUUUUAGAACGGUUUUUGUUGCUCUAAACCGGUUAAUUUGAGUAAACCAGUUCUUCGGUUUAAAAAUUAAUAGAUUUUCGAGCGAAGCCGAAAUUAAAAGGUCUUGCGCCAAGUAGAUGAUAACGGUUUAAAAAAUUAACCGGUUUCCGAGCCCUGUGUACAAUAUCAUGGCUUAAAAACUAGCUCGAGAUCCAAAACAAGUGGAACAAGGAACUGAUUAUCAGAAGCAAAUACGGCUGUUAUGAUUAGUCCUGAAAAAUUGGAAAUUGUGUCACCCCAGCGAAUAUAAGUAAUUGUGUCGAAGUCUAUACUGUAUCUUUAGGUAUUUAAAUAAAAGUGAACAGAAUCUACCCUGAAAUGGCUCCGUAAGCCAGUUUAGAGUAGAUUAAAACAUUACAUGAUCAAAUAAUGUAGGUUAAAGUCAGAUCGUUCAGUGACAGAUCCAGGCGGUUUUGUAUUUGGUUGGUUAACCAAUAAAUGUUAUAACUACCCGAAAAUGUACAAAUUGUUUGUUUACUUUUAUUUAAAUGCCUAAAGAUACAGGGUAUAGUCAAAGGCUCCACUUGGCGCUUACCAUAAGGAUGAUAUUUGCUUAUAUUUGUGUGCUAUGGAAAGCGACAAAGUGGGACUUUUCGCUUGGCAACGUCACAAAUACUUCUCUACUUGUAUUUUUAGAUUUCUACACUACAGAGCAAAAUGGGUCACUAGGAAUAUACAGUGACGUUUCCAUUGCUCUCAUGUAUGUAAUAAAAUGGUAGUAUGUUUAAAUUUAGUGGACUAGGCAAGUCAUUGUUGUGAACGCCUGUUGCCUCCGGCGUUCCGUAUUUGGAACGUUGGGCAGCAACGGGCGUGUUUAACCCGCGGGGGUAUAAUGUAAAUGUUAGACUGUAUGAAAGGAUUAUGAAAUAAAUGAGCUUAAUGAGCA